This is a messenger RNA of Loxodonta africana (African savanna elephant), 12056 nucleotides long. It is a transcript of the gene LONP2, whose product is annotated as lon peptidase 2, peroxisomal. The transcript is spliced from 15 exons. The record is from RefSeq and is a predicted model, not a curated record. Gene Ontology annotation, cellular component: peroxisomal matrix. Bases 85 to 2646 code for a protein of 853 amino acids. Lineage: Eukaryota; Metazoa; Chordata; Mammalia; Proboscidea; Elephantidae. Gene Ontology annotation, molecular function: ATP-dependent peptidase activity; serine-type endopeptidase activity; ATP hydrolysis activity. Gene Ontology annotation, biological process: protein catabolic process; protein quality control for misfolded or incompletely synthesized proteins; protein processing.
GAAGAGCGUGGUGGAGGCGGGGUAGGUGGCGGAGAGCUGUGGGUCCCGUCCUUCCGACGGUCUGCUGCACGGCCUUCUGUCACCAUGUCGUCGGUGAGCCCCAUCCAGAUCCCUAGCCGCCUUCCGCUGCUGCUCACCCAUGAGGGCGUCCUGCUGCCCGGCUCCACCAUGCGCACCAGCGUGGACUCGGCCCGCAACCUGCAGCUGGUGCGCAGCCGCCUGCUCAAGGGCACGUCGCUGCAGAGCACCAUCCUGGGUGUCAUCCCCAACACGCCCGACCCUCCCAGCGACGCACAGGACCUGCCGCCGCUGCACAGGAUUGGGACGGCUGCACUGGCGGUCCAGGUCGUGGGCAGUAACUGGCCCAAGCCCCACUAUACUUUGCUGAUUACAGGCCUGUGCCGUUUCCAGAUUGUUCAGGUCUUAAAGGAGAAGCCAUACCCUGUUGCUGAAGUGGAGCAGUUGGACCGACUUGAGGAAUUUCCCAGCACUUGUAAAACUAGGGAGGAGCUGGGAGAGCUUCCUGAGCAGUUUUACAAAUAUGCAGUACAAUUGGUUGAAAUGUUGGACAUGUCUGUCCCCGCCGUUGCCAAAUUGAGACGUCUUUUAGAUAGCCUUCCAAGAGAAGCUUUACCAGACAUUCUGACAUCAAUCAUCCGAACGAGCAACAAAGAGAAGCUCCAGAUCUUAGAUGCCGUGAGUCUCGAGGAGCGAUUCAAGAUGACUAUACCACUACUUGUGAGACAAAUUGAAGGCCUGAAAUUGCUUCACAACACCAGAAAACACAAGCAAGAUGACAAUAAGCGGGUUAUAGCAAUACGCCCUGUUAGGAGGAUUAUGCACAUCCCAGGUACUUUGGAAGAUGAGGAUGAGAAUGAAGAUAACGAUGACAUUGUCAUGCUAGAAAAAAAAAUACAAACAUCUAGUAUGCCAGAGCAGGCCCACAAGGUCUGUGUCAAAGAAAUAAAAAGCAGACUCAAAAAAAUGCCUCAGUCAAUGCCAGAAUAUGCGCUGACUAGAAAUUAUUUGGAACUUAUGGUGGAACUUCCUUGGAACAAAAGUACAACUGAUCGUCUGGAUAUUCGGGCAGCCCGGAUUCUUCUGGACAAUGACCAUUAUGCCAUGGAAAAAUUGAAGAAAAGAGUGCUGGAGUAUUUGGCUGUCAGACAGCUGAAAAACAACCUGAAGGGCCCAAUUCUGUGCUUUGUUGGUCCUCCUGGGGUUGGUAAAACAAGUGUGGGGAGGUCAGUGGCUAAAACCCUGGGCCGAGAGUUCCACCGGAUCGCCCUCGGAGGGGUGUGUGACCAGUCUGAUGUCCGAGGACACAGGCGCACCUAUGUUGGCAGCAUGCCUGGCCGUAUAAUCAACGGCUUGAAGACUGUUGGCGUUAACAAUCCAGUGUUCCUGUUAGAUGAGGUCGACAAACUGGGGAAAAGCUUACAGGGCGAUCCUGCCGCAGCUCUUCUUGAGGUGUUGGAUCCCGAACAAAACCAUAACUUCACGGAUCAUUAUCUAAAUGUGGCCUUUGACCUUUCCCAAGUUCUUUUUAUAGCUACUGCGAACACCACGGCCACGAUUCCACCUGCCUUGCUAGAUAGAAUGGAGAUCAUACAGGUUCCAGGGUACACACAAGAGGAGAAGAUUGAGAUCGCCCACAGGCACUUGAUCCCAAAGCAGCUGGAGCAACAUGGGCUGACUCCUCAGCAGAUUCAGAUCCCUCAGGUUACCACUCUCGACAUCAUCACCAGGUAUACCCGAGAGGCCGGGGUUCGUUCUCUGGAUAGGAGGCUUGGAGCCAUUUGCCGAGCUGUUGCUGUGAAGGUGGCAGAGGGACAACAUAAGGAAGCCAAAUUGGACCAUUUGGUCAUGACAGAGGGAGAAGGUUGCAGAGAACACAUCUUAGAAGAUGCAAAGCCUAAAUCUUUUGAUGACACUACUGACUUUGCCCUACCACCUGAAAUGCCAAUUUUGAUUGAUUUUCACGCACUGAAAGAUAUCCUUGGGCCCCCGAUGUAUGAAAUGGAGGUAUCUGAGCGUUUGAGUCAACCAGGCGUGGCCAUAGGUUUGGCUUGGACUCCCUUAGGUGGGGAAAUCAUGUUUGUGGAGGCAAGCCGAAUGGAUGGCGAAGGUCAGUUAACUCUGACUGGCCAACUCGGGGAUGUCAUGAAAGAGUCUGCCCAUCUCGCCAUUAGCUGGCUCCGCAGCAAUGCAAAGAAAUACCAUCUGACUAACGCUUCUGGAAGUUUUGAUCUUCUUGACAACACAGACAUCCAUCUGCACUUCCCAGCUGGAGCUGUCACAAAAGAUGGACCAUCUGCUGGAGUUACCAUAGUAACCUGUCUUGCCUCACUUUUUAGUGGGCGGCUGGUACGUUCAGAUGUAGCCAUGACUGGAGAAAUUACACUCAGAGGCCUUGUUCUUCCAGUGGGUGGAAUUAAAGACAAAGUGCUGGCAGCGCACAGAGCAGGACUCAAGCAGGUCAUUGUCCCUCAGAGGAACGAGAAAGACCUCGAAGAAAUCCCAGGCAACGUGCGACAGGAUUUAAGUUUUGUCAUGGCCAGCUGCCUGGAUGAAGUUCUCAAUGCAGCUUUUGAUGGCGGCUUUGCUGUCAAGACCAGACCUGGACUCUUAAAUAGCAAAUUGUAGGCCCAGAUUUCAACUUGCAGAAAUUUUCAGUUGUGAUGUGUCAGAAGGCACUGACAGAGUUGAUUUCUCUUCACACCAGUAGGGGUAAGCAGACAUCUCUGAUUUAUGACAUAAUCACAAUAGUAAUGAGCCUCACUCAGGUGGUAGCUAGUGAUUAUUACAGAUGUUAGAUGCUGAUUUAAUAAAGUGGAAAAAUGGAGUUCUUUUGUGACUUUAAUGGGAUCAUUGCUGUCCAUGAAAAGGUACAGAGCAGUGGUUGUCAGUGUUCCCCAGAACAGAAACAUCUGUAUCACCUGAGACUUUACCCAGGUGCCUCUAAGCCAAUUCCGACUCAUGGUUGCAUGUGUGUCAGAGUACAGCUGUGCUCCACAGGAUUUUCAGUGGCUGAUUUUUCCAAAGGAGAUUGCCAGGGCUCUCUUUCAAGGUGCCUGUGGCUAGACUCAAACCAGCAACCUUUCCGUAAGCAGCCAAGGGCAUUAACUGCUUGGACCAUCCAGGGCCUAUGUGCCAUCAAGUCGAUUCCACCUCAUAGUGACCCUAUAGGACAGAUGGUGGGUUCAAACUGCUAACCUUUUGGUUGGCAGCCGAGCACUUAACCAUUGUGCCUCCAGGGCUCCUUGAGAACUUGCUAAAAAAAAAAAAAAAAAAUCAAACCUUUUGCCGUCGAGUUGAUUCCAACUCAUAGCGAACCUGUAGGGCUGAGUAGUUUCCAAGGAGUGGCUGGUGGAUUUAGAACUUCUAGGCCUUUUGAACUUCUAGCAGCCAUAGCUCUUAACCACUGUGCCACAAGGGCUCCUGAGAACUCGUUAGAGAUGUACGUUCUAAGGCCCCAUCACAGGCCUACAAAAUCAAAUUCUGGAGGUGCGGCCCAAAAAUCUGUAUUCUAAUAAGUCCUCUAGGUGACUCUUACGCACAGUAAAAGUCAAGAACCAUUCGUAGAGAACAUUACUUAAACAGAGUCACCCGUAGACUUUAUUGGCCCCUGAAAGCAAUCACUUAGAAAGGGACCUGGGCGGGGAUGAAAAUAUACUCAGCUAUUAAUCUUUACGGAAAAUGAAGUGUUCGGAUGAAGCAAACCCUCUGAUUGGCGAGGUCUGCAGUCCCCAGUCUAGGUUCAGCUGGAGAAGUAACACUCACAGCAGGAUAAUUUAUACCGGCCCAAGUGGCAUGUGUUACACACGUCACAGAAGCAUGCUGGUUCUCACGGCUAUAACCCUAGAAGAGUCCAAGCCCCAGAGGGAGGCUGCCAUCCAUCCUGGGAAUCCUGGCUCCUACGGCCUCCCUUCUGCUGCUGGUUUGCCGAUGCCACUUCCCAGGGAGACAGCCGUGCUUUGUCCUCCUGGUUCACUAUGCAGUCAGGCUCUUUUGCUUACUAGCUCUGUGAAGCUUUCGUGUUUUAGUUUUUCUCAUCUGUAAAAUGCAGGUAACAGUACCUAACUCAGUGUCGUUCUGAGGAGUAAGGGAGAAUGCAGCCUAAGGUAACACCUGUUUAGCCAUGUCUGUCAUGCCAGCCAGCAGUGGACUUCAGGAUGCCCCAGUAUGCAGUGUUAAUUGUGUAUACAUAAUGGAUACGUGGGUGAUAGUAACUUCCGAUUGCCUGAAUGAGAAGGGGGUCCACAAGCUGCCCAAGCUACUGUGCCCAGAUGUGCUGGUGAACUCUGCGUAUUCUGGGAGGACAGGCAGACCUGGGAUGAUCACGGCUGGGGGAGAGACCCGGACGUUUGAACACAUCGCAGCGUCCACUAGCGUCACUACUGUCAUUGUCUGGUUUCUGUUCAGUCAUCUUAGCAGGGAGGAAGAAACAAGCCACAACCGUUUGCUCAUUUUCAGCAACCAGAGGGAGCUAACCCACACUCAGACUGCACUGCGGUUACUUACGUGCCUAGUCCCCCCCAGCAGAGUGGCAACAAAGAACAAAACCUUUUCUUAAGAAGUUGGGGUUCUCUGUAUUCAUGAGGAGUCUUGGCCACAGUAGCACCGACGCAUCUUCCGUGCCUUGUUGCGUUAAGCAUGCCUUUUCUUUUUAAAGGAUCCUCCUGAGAAAACCUGGAUGCUGCGUAAAAUGUAAACAGCAAACCUUUUUUUCUCCAGCCAGCAUUGUCGUUGAAACUGAUAUCCAAAGACUCGAUGUAUCACAAUCAGCUGGGUUUUUAUUGAAAAUACAGAUUAACUCGAGAGACUGACAGAGGACUAGGGGUGAAGCCUUGGGAUCUGUACUGAACCAGCAUUCCACAUGCUUCUCAUGCACAGGCUUUGAGAACUCUCGAGAAUUAAAAGUGAAGAAAGCUGUACAUGCCUUGGUUAUCAAGAAACUUUACACUGUCUGCUUAAGGUGUGUAAGUUUUCACUCGUCUCUGCCCUAAGAGUGGAAUCGAGUCUGUGCCAGUGGGUCAUGGUUUGGUUUCUGUGUGAACCUUUCAGCGAACCGUCAUGUAAGAGGCCGAGAGCCUUAGCCACUUUGCUUAUCUAUAAAUAGAGCUUGUUCAAGUAAUUGAUCCUAAAAUAUAUAUUUAUAAAUCUACGACUUUAGUAAGGUUUCUGAGUGUAUGAGUGGGAUUUAAAUGAUACUGACGACUAAUGGACGACAAGUACCAUGGCCUCCACCAGACUGAGUCCAGCACAACUAGAUGGUGCCCUGUUACCACCACCAACUGUUCUGACAGGGAUCACAAUAGAGGGUCCUGGACAGAGCUGGAGAAAAAUGUAGAAAAUUCUAACUCAACAAAAAAACACCAGACUUACUGGUCUGACAGAGUGGAGUAACCACAAGAGUAUGGCCUCUGGACACCCUUUUAACUCAGUACCAAAGUCACUCCUGAGGUUCACCCUUCAGCCAAAGAUUAGACAGGCCCAUAAAACAGACUAAACGGGCACAUCAGCCCAGGGGCAAGGGCGAGAAGGCAGGAGGGGACGGGAAAGCUGGACGAAUGGCAGUGGGGAACCCAAGGUUGAGGAGGGGAGUGUUGACACGUUGCAGGGUUGGCAGUGAAUGUCACAAAACAAUACGUGUAUUGUUUAAUGAGAAACUAAGUUGCUCUGUAAACUUUUCACCUAAAGCACAAUGAAAAUAAUAAAUGAUACUAAAGAUACCUGAAAUUUUUUAAAUAAGGGAAAAAGCACAAAGUAGAUGUUCCUUUUCUUUUAUUCCUUUGACAUCAUCAAGAUUUGCAUUCUGGCCACAUCAUUGCCACGAUCCUCUUCAUAAAAGCAGUGGGCUUGUAAUGGGUUUCAUUUCCAGUGCCAUCUCCAGCUGCAUGCAGGGUUCUGAGUCCCCUGUUGCUAGACGCAGUGAUCAGUCAUGUCUACCACACAGCACCACUACAAGCUUCCUGUAUGACUGAUCCUUUGGGAUGGAUGUAAACCCGUGACCCGUUGCCAUUGAGUCCGACUCAUAGUGACCCUAUAGGACAGAGUAGAACUGCCCCAUGGAGUUCACAAGGAGCGCCUGGUAGAUUCAAAUUGCUGACGUUUUGGUUAGCAGCUGUAGCUCUUAACCACUACACCACCAGAGUUUCCAUGUAAAUCAGUGUAAAUAUAAUCAGUCAUGUUGCUGGGAGUAAGGGCUGACUUGGUGUUUUAUAAACUGCUGAAAUGAGUAAACCUCACUCAUGUUAAGGGACCCGGCACUAAGCCAGAGUUACUUCUGCCAAUUCCCUUUGCAUAUCCAAAGUGUAACUGGAAGUAUUAGAUGUAAACACCAAGAAGUUCUGUUGUUGUCUUAAAGUGACAGGUACACGCACGCUCACAUUAUUUUGGCCAAAAUGAGAAGUCCUUGAGCCCCCAUCCUCAUGAAAGGUUGGUCAGCAGCUUAAAAAAGAGAUCACAAAAGUACAUUCACUACCUAAUUUGACGAUUUAUGGUCCAGUGCUAAUGACUUUUUUUUUUUUUAAACUCAUGUUUAGUGGAUCCUGUAUGAAAAAAGGCACCCAAGUGUCAAGGAAAUAGGUAAAGGAUCUGACCAGACUGACCACUGGCCACUGAAGUGUUACAACAGUUAUCAAAAAUGAUUUUUUUAAACAUUUUAAGGAAAGCUUUCUUUGCCAUAAAGAUUCAGUUAUUUGGAACACAUGAAAUGUGAUUCCUGUCACUGAGAUGAAGUGUUGUUCUUCGGUAUGUUUGUUUAGUAUUUUGGAGCUUUACUUGAAAAUCAAGUUCCCCUCCAACAUCGGCAGGACGUUUCUCACUCAAACUCUAAGCUAAAUCUUAACAUGAUUGUGCAAACCUGUUAAGGUAUGACUUUAUAGACUGUAGGGUAGAAUUAAUAGUUUAUAUUAGUAUCUGGGAACCUUUGAUGCUUUUCAGAAUUUACAAGAGUCUGAGAAAACUACAUCCAUAGUAAUAAAAGAUUUCUUUAUCAAAGGAAAUUACUAAACGACAGGGAAACUGCCAGCUUAGCCAAGCCCGGGGACAUAGGACCAGACCCAGCACUGUCCCCCUCAGCCAGGCACGGGGACAAAGGACCAGGCUCAGCACUGUCCCCCUCAGCCAGGCACAGGGACACAGCACCAGGCCCAGCACUGUCCCCCUCAGCCAUCUUCACCCCUUUGUGGUAGAUGCCAUCCGCUCCUUUUACAAGAGGACUCGGGCAGAGAAGUCAAGGUCAGAACUGGAACCCAGGCUGUUAGAAUCUGUGCCUCACACCGCCCACCACCAAGCAUUCAUAGAUGCUUCAUAGGUAUUCUUUUUUGUUGUUCUUUUUGAUGCAGUUUUUUCAAAUGGUUUCAUUGUGGUAAAUAAAUAACAAAACGCUUGCCAAUUUAACAUUUUCUACAUGUACAAUUCAGUACCAUUGGCUACGUUUAUCACGGCAUGUUCCUGUCACCACACUGUCCGUUAUUUCCAAAUUAUUUCACCACCAUUAACAGAAACUCAGUGUGCCUUAAGCUAAAGCUCCCCCUUCCUCCUCCCUCCCACCCCUGGAAACACUAAUGAACUUUUGUCUGUAUGCAUCUGCCUAGUUCAUGUACGUGGAGUCAUAUAGUAUUUAUCCUUUUGUGACUUAUUUCACUCAGCAUAUUUUCAAGGUUCAUCCAUGUUGUAGCAUGUAUCAGAACGUCAUUUCUCUUUAUGGCUGAGUACUGUUCCAUUGUAUGGAUAGGCCACAUUUUAUCCAGUUAUCUGUUUACGAACACUGAGGUUAUUUCCACCUUUUCAUUACUGUCAACAGCGCUGCGAUGAACGCCGAUGUACAAGUUGUUUGCAUUUCUGCUUUCAGUUCAUUUGGAUUCAUAGGAUUGGGAUCACUGGGCCGUGGUGUUAGCGAAGAAUAUUGAAUAUACCUUGGUCUGCCGGAAGAAUGAACAAAUCUGUCUUGUAAGAAGUACAGCCAGAAUGCUCCUUAGAAGCAAGGAGGGCGAGACUAUGUCUCUCAUGUUAUCAGGUCAUGUUAUUGGGAGGGUUCAGUCUCUGGAGAAGGACAUCAUGUUUGGUAAAGUACAGCGUCAGCGAAAAAGAGGAAAACCUCAAUGAGAUGGAUCGACAGAGUGGCUGCAGCAGUGGGCUCAAGCAUAAUAACAACUGAAAGGAUGGCGCAGGACCGGGCAGUGUUUCAUUCCGUUGUGCAUGGGGUUGCUCUGAGUCAGAACUGACUCGACAGUACCUAACAUCAUUCUAGUGGGAGUGAGGUGAUGGUGGUGGUGUUAGGUGCCAAUAUGCUUCCCCAACACCACAAUUCAAAGGUGUCAAUUCCUCUUCGGUCUUCCUUAUUCAUUCUCCAGCUUUCACAUGCAUAUGAUGCAAUUGAAAAUACCAUGGCUUGGGUCAGGCGCACCUUAGUCUUCAAGGUGACAUCUUUGCUCUUCAACACUUUAAAGAGGUCCUUUGCAGCAGAUCUACUCAAUGCAAUGCGUCUUCUGAUUUCUUGACUGCUGCUUCCAUGGCUGGUGAUUGUGGAUCCAAGUAAAAUGAAGUCCUUGACAACUUCAAUCUUUUCUCCAUUUAUCAUGAUGUUGCUCAUUGGUCCAGUUGUGAGGAUUUUUGUUUUCUUUAUGUUGAGGUGUAAUCCAUACUGAAGGCUGUGGUCUUUGAUCUUCAUUAGUAAGUGCUUCAAGCCCUCUUUACUUUCAACAAGCAAGGUUGUGUCAUCUGCAUAACGCAGGUUGUUAAUGAGUCUUCCUCCAAUCCUGAUGGCCUGUUCUUCAUAUAGUCCAGCUUCUCGGAUUAUUUGUUCAGCAUACAGAUUGAAAAGGUAUGGUGAAGGCAUACAACCCUGAUGCACACCUUUCCUGACUUUAGGACAAUCAGUAUCCCCUUGUUCUGUCUGAACAACUGCCUCUUGAUCCAUGUAAAGGUUCCUCAUGGGCACAAUUAAGUGUCCUGGAAUUCCCAUUCUUCACAAUGUUAUCCAUAAUUUGUUAUGUUCCACACAGUCGAAUGCCUUUGUAUAGUCAAUAAAACACAGGUAAACAUCCUGCUUUCAUUCUCUGCUUUCAGCCAGGAUCCAUCGGACAUCAGCAGUGAUACCCCUGGUUCCACGUCCUCUUCUGAAACCAACCUGAAUUUCUGGCAGCUCCCUGUCGAUACACUGCUGUAACUGUUUUUGAAUGAUCUUCAGCAAAAUUUUGCUUGUGUGUGAUGUUAAUGAUAUUGUUUCUAUAAUUUCCAUGUUCGGUUGGCUCACCUUUCUUGGGAAUAGGCAUAAAUAUGGAUCUCUUCCAGUCAGUUGGCCAGGAAGCUGUCUUCCAUAUUUCUUGGCAUAGAUGAGUGAGCACCUCCAGCGUUGCAUCUGUUUGUUGAAACAUUUCAACUGAUAUUCCAUCAAUUCCUGGAGCCUUGUUUUUCGCCAAUGCCUUCAGAGCAGCUUAGACUUCUUCCUUCAAUACCAUCGGUUCCUGAUCAUAUGCCACCUCUUGAAAUGGUUGAACAUCGACUAAUUCUUUUUGAUAUAAAGACUGUGUAUUCCUUCCAUCUUCUUUUGAUGCUUCCUGUGUCAUUUAAUAUUUUCCUCAUAGAAUCCUUCACUAUUGCAACUCGAUGCUUGAAUUUUUCCUUCAGUUCUUUCAGCUUGAGAAACGCUGAGCAUGUUCGUCCCUUUUGGUUUUCCAUCUCCAGCUCUUUUCACAUGUUAUUAUAAUACUUUGUUUUCUCAAGCCGCCCUUUGAAAUCUUCAGUUCUUUUACUUCAUCAAUUAUUCCUUUUGCUUUAGCUGCUCGACGUUCGAGACCAAGUUUCAGAGUCUUCUCUGACAUCCAUCUUGGUCUUGUCUUUCUUUCCUGUCUUUUCAGUGACCUCUUGCUUUCUUCAUGUGUGAUGUCCUUGAUGUCAUUCCACAGCUUGUCUGGUCUUCGGUCACUAGUGUUCAAUGCAUCAAAUCUAUUCAGGUGGUCUCUAAAUUCAGGUGAGGUGGUCUUGUAUUUUUUAUUUGCGUCAGAACUGACUCGAUGGCAGCGGGUUUGGUUUGGUUUAAUAACUAACGACGAUGGUGCAAACGUGUGCUAACUAGAAGGUUGGAACCUGAGUCCACCUAGAGGCUCCUCCAAGGAAAACCGAACCAAUCAGCCACUAAAACCCUGUGGCGCACCGUCCUACUCUGACACACACGGGGUUGCCGUGAGUCACAGUCGCCUCAAUUGCAACUGGCUUUGUUGGUUGCUCUUGUUGUUAGUUGCCAUUGAGUAGAUUCUGACUUCUGGUGAUCCCGCGUGCCGCUUAUAUAUAUCCUCUCUGGUGAAUGUCAGUUCAACUCCUUUGCCCAUUUUUUAAUUGGAUUGUCUUUUUGUUAAGCUGUAGGAGUUCUUUAUAAAUUCUGGAUAUUAAAUGCUUAUCAGAUACGUGGUUUCCAAAAGCUCUCCUAAUCUGUAGAACGUGUCUUGAUGAUAAUUUUUAGAUAAAUGUGAGUUUCGUUUGGUAGUUUAGGAUCAUAAGCAAUAAGCCACCACAUAACCUUUAUGUUUGGAAUUAUACACAUGGGCAGGUAGGGAGGAGAAUGACUAAGGCUCAGGCAGCGGAAGGUACACAGGCUUCCCCAGCACUUCGUCUGCACCUUUUCUGUAUAACCUGUUUAAGUUACUUCAGUACUAAUGGGUGAGUCACAGACUCUGUCCUGCACUGUGUUUUGAUCUUACUCUGGUCUAGAUCAUGCAGCAGUCACACACUGGCCCCAAGUAUGUUGUCAUAGCUUGAAUUGUGUCCCCCAGGAAUGUGUCAACUUGGCUGGGCCAUGAUUCCCAGUAUUGUGUGGCUGUCCUCCAUUUUGUGAUGGAUACAGUUUUCCUAUGUGUUGUAAAUUCUCAUCUCUGCCUGUGAUUAAUGAGGCAAAAUUAGACUAUAUUAAAGAGGAUUAGGGCGGGAUGAUCCAACUUAAAGGGAGUUUCCCUGGGGUGUGGCCUGCACCACCUUUUCUCUCUCAGAAGAUGAAAGGGAAUGGAGCAGAGAGAGGGGGACCUCACACCACCAAGAAAGCACCAGGAGCAGAAUGCGGACUUUGGACUCGGGGUCCCUGCACGUGAGAAGCUCCUUGACCAGAGGAAGAUUGAUGAUAAGGACGUUCCUCCAGAGCCUACAGACAGAAAGCCGUCCUCCCCUGGAGCUGAUGCCCUGAAUUCAGACUUGUAGCCUACUAGACUCUGAGGAAAUAAAUUUCUCUUUGUUAAAGCCAUCCACUUGUGGUAUUUGUUAUAGCAGCAUAGAUAACUAAGACGUGUAUAGUUUGAUCCAGUGUUUGUUUUGUUUUUAAUUUGGAUUACUUACCCAACUCUCCCAAUUAGGAAUCUAAAAAGCUUCCGAGCUCUGGUUGGGGGAGGAGGGGCCUCCCACACUAUUAUUUUUGGUGAGCCAAGCUAUCAGCAGUCAUGCACGUAAGUUUAAAGUUUACAGAAAUGUGGGCCUUAAAAAAGUCACACGUCCAUCAACAGAUAAUGGAUGAACAAAAUGUGGUAUAUACACACAAGGGAUUAUCACUCGGCCACAAAGAGAAGUGAAGUUUAGGUACAUGUUCUCUACCACAUGGACAGGAAAGGACAGUAUUGUAUGAUCCCACUUAUACAAAACAUCUAGAAGAGAUAAAUGUAUACAGGCCAAGGCUUCUUAGCAGUUACCAGGGGCUGGGGCAGGGAGUGGGAGUUACUGCCUAGGGAGAGCUGUGUUUCUUUUCGGUGAUUAAAAACUAAAUGGACAGUGGUGGUGGCCAGGCGACACAGUGAGUGUAACGUCACUGAAUUGUACACUUUGAACGGUUACAAUGGCAAAUGUUAUACUUUAUCACAAUAAUUUUAAGUCACACAUAAUAAAAAUUAUUCAGGUUAAAGGAAAAAUUGUUCCCCAAACUAUCAUUAACUUAUUAAACUGGCCCAUGAGUCAAUUCAGCAGGACAAAUUCAAGUUUCAAAAACAAGAGAGCAAAGAGAUCACCCACCGUUCCCCAUAGAAUUCCCUGGGGAAAAAAAAAAAAAGGAGACACCAAAAGAACAGGGG